This is a messenger RNA of Stegodyphus dumicola, 715 nucleotides long. RefSeq lists its product as uncharacterized. Lineage: Eukaryota; Metazoa; Arthropoda; Arachnida; Araneae; Eresidae. The record is from RefSeq and is a predicted model, not a curated record.
GCGAUUAUUCCUUUAUACUGCGUGAUUAGAAUAAUAAAACUUAUUUUUACGUAAUGGCAACCAUUUUUAGGUUUUACUGUAAACAAACCUUGAGUCGCGGGAAAAGAAUCUGUUUUGUAAGUUGGUUUUCAAUUUAAUGGAAGAAAAUAUGAUAUUUGGUUCUGAUGUGAAAUUACCCUCUUUACCGGGAUUACAGUCAGAUUGUGAGGAAGAACUUCGUAUGCUAAUGAAAGAAGUAGAUUUAGAGUUUGAGAGGAAGCAUCAUGAGAUUCUUCAAGAAUUGUAUAGACUCCGAGAAUUAUGCAGAGCGCAGAGGGAUGAAAUUGAAAAUCUAAAAUCUGCUUUAUUGUCGAAUGAACAGGAUGGCAAGCAUAAACAUACAGAGCAGCACAAAAACUUUUGUAUGGAAGAAAUUAAAAAAUUGAGAGAUGAAAUUUUUCAUUUGAAAAAUGAAAAUACCGUUUUGAAAAGAAAAGCUCGACUUUUAGAUGAAAAUGAACUAAUAAUGAAUAGCAUGAAGAGGAGUCUUAAUAUACAGCAGGAGGAAAAUAAUCUUGUACAAGGUAGAUUAUCAAAAUUAAUUGAUGAACACAAAACCUUACAAGACCAGUAUGAAAGGCUAACAAGUAUCUUUGAACAAAAGGAGAUUGGCAGGAAUGAAGAUUCUAAUAUAAAGUGUGGCAGUCCUGUGGUACUCUAGCCCUUCAGGGGGUCU